GUUCAUUUUAGUGACUGACAUCCAGAGAACAACAUGCUUGGUCCCCCAGCAUGCUUCAUCCUCAUCCUUCUCCUCUGCCAGCUCAUAGGGCCAGCAACCUCUGGAGCUCUGAAAGAACUGGUUGGUGACCUUGGUGGGUCUGUGACUUUCCCUCUGAAGCUCCCAGGAAUUCAGAUUGAUAGCCUUGUCUGGAUCUUCAACACAACCCCUCUCAUCACCAUAGAGCCAAAAACACCAGACAAACAAGCCAAUGUCAUAGUGACCCAGAGUCAUAACAAGGAAAGGCUGGAAUUCCUACAUGGAAACUAUUCCCUGAAGCUCAGCAAACUGGAUAAGAGUGACUCGGGUGAUUACCGCGUGGUGAUAUACAGUUCUUCCUUCAAAGACCCCUUCAUCCAGCGGUAUGGGCUGCGUGUCUAUGAGCACCUGUCAAAGCCCAAAGUUACCAUGGGUCUGCAGAACAAUGAGAAUGGCACCUGUGUGACUAAUUUGACAUGCUUCAUGGACCAGGGAGGAGAGGAUGUGACCUACAGUUGGGAGUCCGUGGGGCAGGCAGCCAAUGAGUCCCAUAAUGGCCCCAUCCUCUCUAUAUCCUGGAGGCUGGGAAAAAAGGGCAUGACCUUCGUCUGUGUGGCCAGGAACCCCAUCAGCAGCAAUUCUUCAAACCCCAUCUUUGCCUGGAAGCUCUGUGAAGGUGCUGCUGAUGACUCAGAAUCCUCCAUGGUCCUGUAUGUCCUGGGGGUGCUCUUCCUGUUCAGUGCCUUUGCCCUGGUGCCAGUUAUUCUAAUUAUGCGAAGAGAAAGAAGAAAAGAGUCCAUUGAAGAGAAGAAGGGAAUAGAUACUCAUCAGGAAGUUCUUAACUACUACCCCUCUUCUGGAGAGACUCCAGUGUAUGACACAAUCACCUGCGUUAAUAAUACUAUUCCAGAAGAAAAUCCAGUAAAUACACUUUAUUCCUCUGUGCAAAUACCUCAAAAGAUGGAGAAACCCCACUCUCCACCCACAUCAUCGAACACACCAAGGUUAUUUGCCUAUGAGAAUGUCAUCUAAACAGCAGUGCAUCCCUUCUGCCUCGCCUCAAAGAAAAUAAAAAAAAAAUCACUGAAUUGACCAGAAAUAUUGAGGAAGAAUAAAGAACACUGACUUCCUUCCAGAAUAACUAUCUUCUAUGCUCCUUCAGAUUUGAGUUCCUAAUUCCAUCCUCUCCUGAGAAAUCUCCUCAAACCCCAAAUGUGUAACUAUCCCUUCCUGGAAAUAUUAUUGUGAAUUUAUCAGCCAGCCCCAAGCAAGAGGCUUAGAAGUAUCUCUAUUGAAAUGUAAAUGUACUGUCCAUCAUAUGAAUGACAACUCCCAUUCCAGAGCUUGGAGAUCAAGACUACACGGAGAGUCUGGUGGCCAAAAGAGUGAGAACACAGGAACGGCAGAUAUUUCCAGAAAAAGCAGAUGUAGCAGCCAGAAAUGGAUUCAUUAACCAACUCAUUACCUAUGUGCCUGGCACUGUGCUGAGCUUACAUUGAUUUUGCUCAGGUGUGCUCUCUGCUCUCAUGAAAUUGGUUCCUCAUGAAUGACUUCUGUGAGCAUUAGCAGCAGAUCUGACCACAAAUUCCCAAUAACCAGAGUCAGGUGUGGAGCCAUAGGACUUGGGAGCCAAAGGGCAUAAGGACAGAGAAGCCAGGCAGAAGACUGGGUUUGGCUGGAUGGAUACUCCAAAGUGUGCCUGACCUGAAGACAAGAACCAUGGCCUCAGCUUCAUUUACACUCUGUGCUGCAAGUGAGAAGCCAGGGCCAUAGGGCCUGUUCAGAAGCCCAUUUCAAUGGAGAACUAAACCUGAAGACACAUUUAGAAUCUAUUAUAAAAGACUUGGAAUUAGGGGCGAUCUUGUGUAAAUAUUUAAAGUCGCAUGAUUCAUUCAACUCAUAUUUAUUGAGGAUAUCUGCCAGGUCAGUCUGGCAAAUAAAAUAGACAUAAUGCCU
Molecule: messenger RNA, 1974 nt
Organism: Leptonychotes weddellii (Weddell seal)
Lineage: Eukaryota; Metazoa; Chordata; Mammalia; Carnivora; Phocidae
Gene: SLAMF7
Product: SLAM family member 7
Biological process (GO): T cell activation
Cellular component (GO): membrane; external side of plasma membrane
Source: RefSeq, a predicted model, not a curated record